AUGGCGGAGAAAAUUGAUGGAAGCAAAGGCAAUCAAAAAACUAGGAGAGGGCUGUAUGACCGAAAGCUAAGCUUAACACAUCAGACUAGUGAAGUAUUGGAAUACAUGUACACAAUUCUCGCCGUUCUGGAUGGAUGGAUUGGAGCUGGUAACCAAACCAGGAUCCAGACGCAAGCUCAAGAGCACCAACACGCAACCUCAACAAGUUUUAUCGACAUACAUCUCUUCCUUCUAAUCCAGGUUCGUGCAGGGAAGACAGACUACCCCGUGACAAAGCAUGCAACAUCGAUGCCGCCAUUCUUCAUCCUUUAUCAAGAAGGAGAAGUGCCAUCAAAGGGAAUCAUGUCGCUCACUAGCUCAUGCCAUAUCCCUCAAAUUCCAACGGACCGUGGGCACGUUCGUCAAGAGUCAUCCCAACCCUCUCGGGAUGGCAGAACUCUCAAGCCGACGACGCUUGGUAUGGGGGUGCCGACAACAUUUGCCCAGGGCCAAGACCCAGACUCAACCGCAUCGAGUUGAAAUGUGGUGAGUGUCCCCCCGACCGAACGCGUUUUCGAGAG
Molecule: messenger RNA, 560 nt
Organism: Puccinia graminis f. sp. tritici CRL 75-36-700-3
Lineage: Eukaryota; Fungi; Basidiomycota; Pucciniomycetes; Pucciniales; Pucciniaceae
Exons: 2
Coding region: 1-519 (172 amino acids)
Source: RefSeq, a predicted model, not a curated record